Molecule: messenger RNA, 4114 nt
Organism: Siniperca chuatsi (mandarin fish)
Lineage: Eukaryota; Metazoa; Chordata; Actinopteri; Centrarchiformes; Sinipercidae
Gene: gramd1c
Product: GRAM domain containing 1c
Exons: 18
Coding region: 183-2153 (656 amino acids)
Biological process (GO): intracellular sterol transport
Cellular component (GO): endoplasmic reticulum-plasma membrane contact site; plasma membrane; endoplasmic reticulum membrane
Molecular function (GO): sterol transfer activity; sterol binding
Source: RefSeq, a predicted model, not a curated record
CUUUGCCGGAUGAGAUACAUCUGCAACAAUCCGCACGAGCACAACAUUUCAUUCAUCAACAGCGCUUCAGAGCUGUGAGGGACAAACUGGUGUUUUAUUAACUCGGUCGCACAGAGAGAACACACAUCCUGGGUCCAUUCCGCGACAGUUUCUCUUUUCAUUUGAGCCGUGCAGCAGAGCAGAUGGACCAGGUAUCCAACCGGUCGGGAGUGGGCAGUGAUGAUAUUACGGAUGAGUCAACAUCCCUGGUGGAUGUCAGGUGGAGCUCUGAAGAAGAAGAGAGCUCUGACUCUCAGGGACAGUGUCUUGCGGCACCUCAAACUCCUCUGCCGACCUACAAACAGAGGUUUGAUGAAUUUAAGAAGUUGUUCAAAGAACUGCCGGAGUCAGAGAGACUCAUAGUGGACUACGCAUGUGCCCUCCAGCGGGACAUCCUCCUUCAGGGACGCCUCUACCUCUCAGAGAACUGGCUCUGUUUCUACAGCAAUGUGUUUCGGGGUACGAAGAUUACACUGACUCUUAAAGACAUCAUGACUAUGACCAGAGAGAAAACAGCUCGGCUGAUUCCCAAUGCCAUCCAGGUCUGCACGAGCACAGAGAAGUUCUUCUUCACUUCCUUCUCAGCAAGAGAGAAAAGUUACCAGGGUGUUUUCCGCAUGUGGCAAAACACACUGUUGGACAAGCCUCUGACCAGCUUGGAGUUGUGGCAGAUGGUCAAACAGCAUUAUGGGUAUGACUUGGGCUUGAGCAAUGAAGAGAUGGAGAGCUUACAGAUAUCAGCAGAAUCAAGCAUGCAGACCAGCCUGAUGGUGAGGGUUGGUGGUGAUGACGGUCCCGGGAUCCCCUCCCUUCACCUCCCUGCGGCGGAGCAUGGGCCCUUAGAGACCUCCACGCCUCAAGGGGAGGACUUGCCUUCCCCUUUUGGCUCACAGAACUCUGGGAACGCGCAGGAUGACUCUCGCAACACACAAUCUCAGCAGCGCAGUCCUGCUCCCUCGCUGGACCGACUCGCCCCAGAACGGGUCUCAAAGCGCUCCUCGCUUUCUCUUGACCUCAACGCCAAUGAGAACGGUGUGUCCGAGCAGAGCGGUUCAGAAAGCAUCGAGGACGUGGAUGAGCGAGUGGGUUUGUCCAAGGUGCAGGGUCGACUUUAUCUAAACAAGGUCUUCCACAUCAGCGCUAACAAGAUGUUUGAGCUGCUCUUCACCGACUCCAGCUUCGUCCGCAGUUUCAUGAACAUCAGGAAGAUAACCAACGCCAGCUUUACUGCUUGGCAAAAAGACACCUCUGGAAACAUGAAGCGUAGUCUGACCUACACAAUCACCAUUAGCAACCCUCUGAUUGGCAAGUUCUCCACCGCUACAGAGAACCAGACGCUGUACAAAGAAUCCAGGGAUGGUCAGUAUUACCUCGUGGACUCUGAGGUAUUCACUCACGACGUUCCCUAUCACGAUUACUUCUACACUCAAAAUCGGUACUACAUCAUAAGUAUCUCGAAGCGGAAGUGUCGACUAAGGGUCUAUACUGAUGUGAAAUACAAGAAGCAGCCAUGGGGUCUGGUCAAGUCCUUUAUCACCAAAAACUCCUGGAGCGGCAUAGAAGAUUAUUUCAGACAUCUGGAAGCAGAACUGCUGGAGGAGGAAGCGGAGAUGAACCAAGGAGGCGGAGACUCUGGGAAGAUGAGUGGGCUUCGGAGGAGGAGGCGGACUUACAGCCGGACUCUGCCAGAGCACAUGAAGCCCAACAAGCAGAACCGGCAAGACCCUGAACAGCACAGAGAUGGCAACAUGGUCCCCAUCGAAAUGAACAGCCCGUACAGAUGGAACACCACAACCAUAGUGGCUGGGAUGAGUGUGAUUUUGCUGAUUCUGACUGUGAUGAAUCUGGGUCUGUUUUACAAGUUGUGGGCCAUGGAGGACGUAGCCCACCGCAUGUACCUGAGCACAAAGCAUCGGCUGAGGGAGAGGAGUGAGGCCAGCUUGGCCCCUGAAUAUGGUCCCAGACAAGGACCAGGUUAUAGGACCACAGAGGAUAUGCAGCUGCUGAAAACUGUACUGCAGGACUCCAUCAACCUUUUAGAACAGCUCCGCAGCUCUCUGGUGGUGCUGCAGCAGAACUUUGCUCUGGCCAAUCGCACAGCAGCACCACAGUGAUGCUCCACACCUGGCGACCACAGAGUGCCUGUCCCCGGCCCUGUGGAGGAAACCGCAGCAGUGAACUGCCUCUGAGGAAAUCCCUGGUAUCCAGUGACGUUGCCAUGUAGAUGUCCCCAGACCCUUGACAUGCCAUGUGUUGCCGGGGGUUACAUGUCCCAAAGCCUGUGGUGAGGCCUCAGUUGCCAGGAUGUUUUUAAGGUUGUGGACUGACUGCUGCAGGGACAAAGUUGCAUCAGAGUCAGCCGCACACGGUGCAGCGGGUUUUGAUUUCUGUAGGGUGCUAUUGUCAGCUCCCUUGACUGGCUUCUUUUUCACUCUUUUCUUGAAUAGUGGUGUUGAAUUUUAGAAAACUUUCCUGAUGUGCCUUCCUAUAUUCUGACGAGCCACAUGCCACACCAAAUGAGCUAUUGUAAAUACUUUUAUUUUUGUUUUAUUCAAAGGAAGUGAAUCAAUAUUAUUUAAACUAUUUUCUCCGUUUUUGCACAUAUUUUAAUUUUUGCACAAGUGCCUUGUAGAUUAGGCUGUGUUUUUACAUAUUUUUUUGGAUUAUUAUUUUUUCCAACAGAAAUUGUAGAAUCAGUAACUCAGAUUUCAAAGUUUGUCCUCUAAUCAUUAUAAAUCAUGUUUUUUUGUAAAUGCAAACUGCAGGAAUGGCUGCAACAUUAAAUUGCAAUUGCAAAAAUAACCUGGACUUUAUAAUAUGGUAUAUGACCCAAAUCUGGUGUUUUUUUUUCAAACCACAUAUUUGAUACAUAUGAUUCAUUCUCUUCCAGUUCCAUCCUGAGCUGAUUAAAGGGCUGCCCUGUAGAUUAAGUAGGCCAAACAACGGUGACAUGGCUGAUUUAUCCUUACCACCUGUACAUGUGUAUUCAGUUUUAUGUACCUUCUUUUUCCUCUUCCUUUUCUGCUCUGAGCCAAGUAAAAAUGUAAGUACUUAUUCACUCUGAUGUUAUUUCAAUAAAGGUGAAGUCUCAGUGAGACUACCUCAGGUUAUCUCAGUACUGUGCACUCAAACUGUCAACACCAGAUGCAAGUUUAUUCUGUGGUUUCCAAAUUGACAUGAACACUAUAGUUAUUUAUCAAUUGUUGUGACACACCACUACAAUUUCCUUGAGCCUUGUUUGAUGUUUAUAGUGUUGCCAUCACCCUUGUCUGUGUGCAUCAUGUUGUUCAGCUGUUUUCACUUUAAACCACUUCUGCAAGCGACCACUUGUUUAAAAUUGGUUGCUGUUUUGUACUUUUUUAACAAGAUGUUUUGCCAGAAUCCUUACUUCUGCUGCAAACGAUUAUUGUCAUUAUCGAUUAGUCUGACAAUUAAUUUUUCAAUUAAAUGUUAUUGUCUGUAAAAUGUCAGAUGUUUUAUGAAUGUCAAUAAAAUGUUAGUGUAAGAAAGUGUGAAAAUGUCCAUCACAGUUUACCAGAGCAGCUGACAUAUUUUAAUGUCUUGUUUGACCAACCCAAAAAGAUUGUUUUACUAUCAUAGGCGAGAAUGAAAACCAGCAAAUAUUAACAUUUCAGAAGCUGGAACUGGUGAAUUUUAGGUAUUUUUAAAGUUACUAAAAUGAUAAAUCAAUUGUUUCAGAUUAAUUUUCUGUAUUGUUGGUCAAUUGAUUAAUUGUUCCAGCUAUACAAUACACUAAUGGGAAAGACUGCUGAAUCUUAAUUAUUAAAUAUUAUUUAUAUGACUGCCCUUCAUUAAUGAACAUCAUUCAUGUCUUCUUUUUCCAAACACAAGUGUACAUCCACAUAUGUUAUGUGUCACACAGCUUUAUUAUUAUUAUAACUAUAUUGCUCUUCUUUAAGAGUAUGUCUGGACUAAAAGUACUAGAUUUUAUUCUGUUAAAUCAGGAUUACUGAUUCUUUUUUUAGUAUUGUUGCUAGGAAGAACUGCACUUUAUGUACUACUGUAUGCUGCUGCUGGAAACAGAAGUGGAAAACUAAAUGGGAGUAAAGCCAAA